UGAGCAGGUAGCGUUCAGAGGCUUUUUACAGCUUCUUCUUCUCUGGAAGCGACGCUCUGAGAGCUGAGAGCGAACCAGAGCAGUAUAAUUGCGGCCGGACAGAUAAACAACGAGCUGAAAGUCUCCAUGAAGCUCCGUAAAGCCGAGCGGAGCUGCAGGUUCAGCUGCUGAUUCUCUGGAGGUUCAUCACUAUGAGAGACGCCUUAAAACAUUCUCACAUUGUCAUUUCAUGCAUUAAUGUAAAAAUGUUGAUUAUAGCUCGAUAGUUACAUCACAUGUGUUGGUAAAUGUCUGUUGACACUAGAGGCUACAGAACAGAAGGAGUCUCAGUACUGGACCAGAACAGAACACGUCAGCUGCUGAAAAGUGGGUCACAACCCAGAAAUGAGAAGCUGUUAUAACUGAACAGGAGGGAGAGGGAGGUGUGAAUCGGCUAUCAGACGGGCUGGAAGAAAACAAGAGAUGACAGAAGAGAAAUCAGGAAAGAGUGAGGAGGAGUGAGAGAGAGAGAGAAGAGGAUGGAGUGCUGAAGGACAGAAGCAUUAGGAGAGGAGAGGACAGAGGUUUAAAGGAGUUAAAAAAAAUAAGCUGGAAAACAAAGAUUGUGAGGGGAAACGGAGGAAAGACAAAGUGUGAGAAGCCUUCCGGUCAGAGGAAGUGUUGGGAAGGUGAACAGCUGACUAGUCGAGGUGAGGAAGAGGGGGGUGCAGAGGGCAGAGAAGGAGAGCUGAGCGAAGAACCAGCCAGAGCAGUUCAGAGAGGAGAACAUCCAUGAUGGACGUUAAUGAGAGCAGAGAUGGAUAUGAAGGGCCGUUGGCACCCGGCUCUUCUCAGAUGGUGUUUAUUCACACACUGUCUGCGAGUGAGCAGGGAGGAUUGUGGGUAAGGACAGUGCUUUGACGUCUGGUCUGAGGGGAAGCCAGUUUUUUUUGCACGUUUGCAUAUGUGCGCCGUACAGGCUUGAAUACUGCCAGAAAGGUACAAAUGAUCUUUUUUUUGUUUUUUUUUUCUGUUUUUAAUUAUUUUUAAACUUUAUUUCCACAGCCCAAAAUCACAAGUUUGCCUCAAAGGGCUCAACAGUCUGUACAAGAUACGACCGCGUCUCUCCUGAGACUCUCGAUUCGGAUAAGGAAAAACUCCAAAACAGCCACGCAUUACAUGCCGUGCGUACAGAAUAGGCCGAUAUUUUAAAAAAGUUAAAUUCCAAUAUAAUGGAAAAUCCUAAUGACAAUAUUAUUAGAUUUUGCAAAAUGACCAAGAAACUGUCAUUUUGAACUCCUAUCACAUCUUUACGUACUGUAUCAUAUUAUAUGAAUUAUAGGCAUCUGCAGAAACUGUUAACACACUCAAACCCUGUUACGACAAAAGCAUUUUGCUCAUUUUCUCUUUAUAAUGAGAAACGUUUCUCGUUUUUGCGAGAUCCUUUUCGUGUUAUCACAAGAUAUUUUUCGUCUUAUUAUGACGUAUUUUUAAGAUAAUUUGGUAUCUUGUAAUAACAUGAAAUAUAUCACAAUAGCAUGAAAAACGUUAUAAUGUGAAAAGGAUCUUGUAAAAACAAGGAGUUUCUCGUUAUACAGAGAAGCUGAGCACAGUUUGUUUGUCAUACCCUUUUACCUUUUAUUUGUGAUUCUUCUUUUUCUGCAAACUUUGAAUCCAGUCCUCUUGUCCAAAAACCAACAAGUCCUCCAAAUUAAACGCUAAUCGUUGACUGUCAGUAGGAAACAGGAAGCGACCGGUCCGUUCGCGCCGACCUCCUCCCUCUGUCGACUCUGUCGCUCUAUAAUAACGUCGCCCGACAGACGAGUCCGAAUUCUUUCGGCUGCUAGAGGGCGCUGUCACUUGUCGUUUUUGGGGCGUUUGCUGAAUUGUCGUCGUUUUUCGUGUGAGGACAAGUCUCUUCUUUCUGUUUGGGCUUUCAAGUCAAAGUUCAAGUGAAGUGACGAUGGCUCGUUAAAGCUGACUGUUUUUGAUUCUAACAAAUCAAGUCUGAAGUCGUAGAAUUUGUAACUUGGGUCUGAGUCCAGGUCAUGUGACUUGCCAGCCGCUGUCCAAAGUGAUCAACGCUGAGUAGUAGAAGUGCGUCACGUUUAGGGGAAAGGCUUCGGGAAAAACAGCAUCAGCGAGUAACGCAAGAUGGGGAACACGGUAAAUAUUAUACCCGUGAAGUGUCAGCAUGUUAGCAUGCUAAGGUUAGCAUUUCGCUCAAGGUAAAGCAAGUUUAUUUGUAUCGCAGCUUUCAACGAGGCAACAAGUCCUUUGCAUAAGACCGUUUAAAAGGACAAAGAUAAAAAAAUAAGUUAAAGCGGCAUAAAACAGGAGAAUAAAGCGCAGGAUAUAAAUAAACAGUCCCAAAUAUAUUUUAAUAAAACGCAGCAUAGCCCUGAUUUUAAAAGAACUGAGAGUUGGAGCAGAAGUUUUCUGGGAGUUCGUUCCAGAUAUGUGGAGCAUAAAAACUGAGCGCUGCUUCUCCGGGUUUAGUUUUGACUCCGGGGACAGAAAGCAGACCUGAACCCAGACCACCUGAGAGGUCUGGACGCUUCAUGACGGAGCAGUAUCGUGUUUCUGCUGUUUCGCUCGGGGAGCUGUGUUUUUUCACGCAGGGCUGAAGUCCGUCUGAACACGGCCUUGGUAUUGUCUUCAGCUCCGUCUUGAUUUGUUCUGUUCGUUCUGCACCUCGUCUUUUUCCCCAUUCCUUAUCUUCGUCUCCCCUCUCAUACGCCUCCUUUCUGCCGCGCUCAUUUUCCUUUCCUCCUUUUUAUUAGCUUGCUUGUUUUUGCAUCUUUUUCACUGUAUCAUACAGACAAACUUGGGAUACUUCAUCGCGAAGGUAAAAAAACCAACCCAACGAGGCAUCUCUUCCCCUACAGCGCAGUCCGGAUAUGUAUUCUUCCACAUAUAACAUCAACCUACGAGGGCACCUGAGGAUAAAUACAUCGUGAAUCAAUACUCAUUCAUAAUUUAAGAGCCUGUGGAACCAGGUGAAAGAGAACGACCCUGGGAUGACGUAAACAGACGUGUCUGAAACUCCGUUUCUCUGGAUGAUUAUAUGGUUUAGACUGCCGGAGUGCUGGUCGACAGGCCUCUCAUUAUAUUGAUUUCCUGCCUCAGCGGCUGCAGUGCAUUUUAAGUAAAAAGCAGUUAUAGUACAUACUGCUGAUUUCUCUGAAUGGUUUUCUUCUCCCUGUAUUCUUCUUCCUCUCGCCCUUUAGCUACUCCUCCCUUUGUUUCGUGCACGUACGGACACACAUGGACACACACACUCGGUUUGCACGUAUAAAAGGUGUGCAUGGGACGGGUUAAGGGUCAGUCUGACCUCGUCAAGGUUCUCCAGUGACGUCCAACGCAGCGGUGGCUACGGAGAUUUACUUCAGAUUUCUCAUUCUGUGGUUGCAAACAAAUGCUCGACUUAACAGCUCUCUCUCUCUCUCUUUAAGAGCAGGGUGGCCGAGCGGUUAGAAAGACCAAAUUAAAAAGGUCACACCAUCGCAGGUUCGAUCCCUGCAACAGCCCAGGCAUCUAUCGUGUUAUUACCCAGUGCGAUAAUACAAUGUAAAAGCAGUGUAGCACAAGCAGUAGUUAGAUUCACAAUAUGGAAACGUGUCUUUGGCUUCACGGCUCGCAGCUGGGAGCAGCUGCCAGCCAACAACAUACACCGCACUACUCCACGUCGCUGUUUUGGUUUUGUGGAUUAAACAAGAUGACAUAGCAUAUUUAUUAGAGAGCUUUAGAGGUGCUGAUAGGUGGAUUUUUUAUUUUUAUUUUACCUUUGGACAGAACCAGGCUAGCUGUUCCCCCCCGUUUCCAGUCUUUGUGCUAAGCUAAGCUAAUCAGAGUGGUAUCAACCUUCUCAUCUAACUCUCUGCCAGAAAGUGAAUUUUUAUACUUCCCAAAAUGUUCAACUAAGAGUUCCCUUCGUAGAAAGUGAGGGGCCUAAAAGUAGACAGAACACAAGCACGGGUAGGCUCUGGCUGCAUACAGCAGUUCACAUCUGUUACUGAUUCAGUUUCAUUUGCGUUUUGCAUGUUUUUGUUUCAUUCAUGCAGGUGUUUUGUCAUAUACUUGCUUUAGGGGAGAAGAAGCAAAGAGGAGUCUCCCCGCACCUGCAGCGCUCUUGGUGUUGGCAAUGCGCAACUGCAACAACAUCCGUCACAUCUCUCCCUCUCCAUCGCCCUCCCCCUCCUCCUCCUCCUCCUCCUCCUCCUCAAUGAGACCCGAGCGGACCGACCAACCUGCAUCCGCGCUGUGUCGUAGCCAGGCUCCUCCAGCUGUUCCUCUGUACCUGAGUGAGCCUGCGCAAUGGGCACUCGUCGGGGAAACCAAUAGCGCGUCUGCGCUGGCGAACAGGGAGAGAGGGAGAGACAACGCGCGCACCGAGGCGGUCCGAGCAGACGGGAUGAAGCAGGAGCACACGGGCUGUUUCCUCCGGUAAACAAGCGGGGCAGGAGCCUGGAAAUCACCGGCCGAACGCGGAGGGGGGGGAUUUCGGGGGACACAGCGAUGGCGACGGGAGGUGGAGGAGUGAGGCGGAGGAGGAAAGCGGGGCUCCCGGGACUCUGCUGGAAAACCUGCUACUUUCCCAUUUUGUUCUGGGUCGUUUCCGUCUGCGGAGAGGAGAACACGUUGAUCGUAGAGACGUGGCUGAAGAACUACGGCUACCUGCUGCCUCACGAUGUCCGCACGUCAGACCUCCGGCAGGAGAAAGCCAUGCAGUCCGCCGUGGCCGCAAUGCAGCGCUUCUACGGCAUUCCUGUGACGGGAAUACUGGACGAGACGACUAUAGAGUGGAUGAGGAGACCUCGCUGUGGCGUCCCAGAUCAUCCUCACACCAGCCGCCGGCAGAGGAAUAAACGCUACGCCCUGACGGGACAGAAAUGGAGAGAUAAAAAGAUCUCCUACAGCAUAUCUAACUUCACCCCUAAAGUGGGAGAGAAGGACACCCAGCGAGCGAUCCGACAAGCCUUCAACGUGUGGCAGACUGUCACUCCGCUCUCCUUCCAGGAGGUACCGUACUCAGAGAUCAAGAACGAGGGCAAGGAGGCUGACAUCAUGAUCUUCUUCGCCUCUGGUUUCCACGGUGACAGCUCGCCGUUCGACGGAGAGGGGGGUUUCCUGGCCCACGCCUACUUCCCCGGCGCUGGCAUCGGAGGAGACACACACUUUGACUCUGACGAGCCGUGGACGCUGGGCAACGCCAACCACGAUGGUAAUGAUUUGUUCCUGGUGGCGGUCCAUGAGUUGGGCCAUGCGUUGGGUUUGGAGCACUCCAACGAUCCCAGCGCCAUCAUGGCUCCUUUCUAUCAGUACAUGGACACGCACAACUUCAAACUGCCACUGGACGACCUGCAGGGCAUCCAGAAAAUCUACGGCAUCCCCACGGCCAUGCUGGAGCCCACCAGGCCAUUACCCACCUUACCUUCUCGACGGACACACUCCACCUCCGAACGCAAGCAUGACCGCCAUUCCCGUCCGGCGCGUCCGCCCGGCGACCGGCCUGCGCUGCCUGGAAACGGCAAACCCAACAUCUGUGACGGCAACUUCAACACUGUGGCCUUCUUCAGACGGGAGAUGUUUGUAUUCAAGGACCGGUGGUUUUGGCGUCUGAGGAACAACAAGGUGCAGGAGGGUUAUCCCAUGCAGAUCGAUCAGUUCUGGAAGGGCCUGCCACCUCGCAUCGACGCUGCCUACGAGAGAUCUGAUGGCAAAUUUGUCUUCUUCAAAGGCGAUAAGUACUGGGUGUUUAAGGAAGUCACGGCUGAGCCGGGUUACCCUCACAGCCUGGUGGAGCUGGGCAGCUGCCUCCCCAAAGAUGGCAUCGACACGGCGCUGCGCUGGGAGCCGGUUGGAAAAACCUACUUCUUCAAAGGGGACCAGUACUGGCGCUACAACGAGGAGAAGCACACGGCGGACCCAGGGUACCCCAAACCCAUCACUGUGUGGAAGGGCGUACCGGACGCACCGCAGGGGGCCUUCAUCAGCAGGGAGGGAUACUAUACGUACUUCUACAAGGGGAAGGAGUACUGGAAGUUCGACAACCAGAAGCUGACGGUGGAACCCGGAUACCCCAAGUCCAUCUUGCGUGACUGGAUGGGCUGCGACCAGUCUGACAUGGAGCGCUCCGGCAGCAAGGGUAACCGCGGAGACCGCCAGCUGCCCCUUGACGAUGUGGACAUCAUGGUGACCAUCAACGACGUCCCGACGACAGUCAACGCCAUCGCCGUGGUGAUCCCCUGCAUUCUGUCGCUGUGCAUCCUGGUGCUGGUGUAUACGAUCUUUCAGUUUAAAAACAAAGGAGUGCAGCAGAACACCAUGACCCAGCACUACUACAAAUACCCUGUUCAGGAGUGGGUAUGACAGGCAACUCUCCUUUGAAGAGGUCAAAGUUCAUGGAUUGAAGGGGGUCAAGCGGUCGUCAUGUUGUUUGCUAGCUUAUGUUGGCUAAUGGCCAAGGACGCUAGCGAAAAACAAUGGAACAAUGGAAGUCAGUGCUGAAAGACGCUGAUUGUGCUAGCUAGUGAUAAAAGGGCGCACACUGAAAAUGCUCUGCGGAAGUAGAUUUAGACAUUGGUGUGUGUGUCAGUGUGUUCGAGAGAGAGCAAGAGUGCCUGUCUUGUGACACAAGCACUUCAGUGUAAAACAGGAAGGAUACUGAUUUUGUCUUUUCCUGUUCCUCACCGGGCAAGGACGCUUAAAACAAACAUGGCUGAGGACAGUGAGAACAACUCUGCAAAGCCUCCGGGAGGAUCUGAUUAGCUAAGGACUGAUAAGCAGCAGAUUUUUCAGUCUUGCACACCUGAUUUGCUCACAACUUUCUGGCUAAGUGAAACGGUGUCUUAUGAGUGGUACUGAACUUUGACUAUUUCUUCCCGGACCUACAACACGACUCUCCUUCUCAGUGAAAAUAAAAAGAAAGAGGAUUUGGGGCAGAAAGAAUAUGCUCCUUAAAGCCAGACACCACCUCCAAGUUUGUACAACAGCUUGUACACGUGAACUACUUCAACUAUUAAGUCAGAUGAAAUUUCAUUUAAAAAAAGAAAAGAAAUUACUUAAAAAUAUAAAACUUGAAGAUAAAAUUUAGGUAGAAAACCAAGAAAAGAAAACCAAGGAUCUCUCUGCGGAUCACUGGAUUUUGUUUAAUUUAUUUUAAUUUAAUUGGAUGGAGAUGUAAAACUGUUAAAGAGGACCUUUUUCUCUCUUUUUUUUCACCAUACACAACAAAAAACAUCUUCAUCACCAUUAACUCCGACCUUUUUCAACUCCCCUCAGCUAGUCAAACAAAAACAAAAAAAUGCUUUGAUUUACACAGCUUGGACUGGUGGGUUUUGGCAGAUGUAGAAUAGCUAGUCAUCAGCAUAUAAUGAAUAGAUUAAUGACAGUUCAACAGCCUUAUCUCUGUCUCAACAGGCCUAACACAUUUGCUCAUCUUUAUUUAACAAGCUGCACACAACCUGGGCCAGUAUUUAUCAAACUGCUAAGACUGAAACGUUGGACUUAAGUGAAAUAAAGUAAAAAGAAAUCCUUCACUUUUAUUCCUACUCGCAACAUUGGGAAAUAAAAGCUGUUUAUCAAAUGUCUUGACAACAACUACAACUUGAAAAUGCUCUCAAAUUUAAGGGAUCUCCACAGGUGUCUUGAGUUAUUUAUGAGUGAAUCCUAGAUGACUGCAGUAAAAAGGUGAGCACACACCUGAGAAUAUUUUAAAUUUGUAAUCACGUUCCAUUUCUUUUACAUAUCUUUUCUACCAGCAACAAAAAUUCUUGGAGUAGAAUUUUGUUUCAAUUUCAGCCACUUUCCUAUUAAUUCAUCCCUAUUUAUAUGUUAUAAAUAUAUUAAACUGAUGUUAUUUUACAUGUUAAUUGCUACUUGAGAUAUCAAGGAUUUCACACAGAUAGAAUGAAAAGUUACAUGUGUUUUUGCACAUAUAACUAUAAGGAUGUUGUUGUUUUUUUUAUAGAAUUAACAAUAUGACAGAUGUAGGGUAAAUCCUUGCGUCUGAUUGGCUCUUCCUGCUCUGAACAUGCAUGUGAUAAAUGGCGUGAGAGCUGCUUUUAAAUGGCACUCUUACACUUUGCUGUAAGUAGGAGUGAAUUGAUUGAUAAAUGUGUCUGAAUGCUCACGCUCAGGAAAGAACAGUUUUAAUCCUAGAUUGGGUCUUAAAGAGCGUUGUGUAAUUCUGAGUUUGAUAAAUACGGGCCCUGAGCUGAACUAGUUAGCUUAGUUUGUUCCUUGAGUCUGUCUUUAUCCUGCAAAAAGGGAGGAAAUAGAAAGUGAAGGGACUGGGAGGCAGAAUAAAGCUGGGUUGAAAUAGAGGACAUAUGUGGGUCUGUAUUAGUAUGCUGGCUGUGGCGCCGCGACAUCAACAGAGCUUAAUGAAGUACUUCUGCUUAACAAAGCUCUAAUAGGGACUACUCGCCCUCCACGUCCCUCGCUUUAAUCCUACUGUCCUCCCUGUGUCUUUUCUCACUGUCCUCUUGUAAUUCUUCCCGUCCAUCUGGCCUCUCCUCUCUCAGUCCGUUCGCUCUCUCCGUCUGUCUAAUCUUCCCCCCGUCUCUUCUGUCCAUCUGUGCUGCUCUCCCUCGCUACUUACCUCGUCUUUCUUUGCGUCUUUUCACCUCACAAUUUCUUAUCAAGACACAUUUAUCUGUAUCCAGAUAUGUGUCUUAUAUUGCUUGUUCGUGUUCAGUCAGUUCAGUCAUGCUGCUUUCAUUAUGAUUUAAUAAUGCUUUUAUUGUUGGUUAAAACUAAUGAGUUUGUAAUUUGUCUCCAGUUUUGUCAAAAGCGCCAACAUUUCUUGUUGUCUUUGGCUCUAAAUUGUUGACUUUUACUCCUCACAAGGAUUUGUUGACACAUUUUAAGGCACCUUGCAACAAGACAAUUCAAAGUGCUUUACAUAAGAUAUAAAAGGUAUUAAGAAAAUAAACAAUUGGCAAUAUAAAAAGAUACAUUUAAGUAGGAUUUAAAAGAGUAAUAUAAAAUUGUAGAUAAAAAGAAGGUAAAAUAGAAUAAAACAGGAGAAUAAAAAUUACUGUGCAGUGCAAGAUAUGAGUAAAUAGUCCCAAAUUAAAUUUAAUAUAAGGCAGUGACAAACAGAAACGUCUUACUGACUCUGGGAACAAAAAGCAGACCUGUUCCAGACCAUCUGAGAGGUCUGCACGCUUCAUUACGUAGCAGCAGAUCAGAAAUGUACUACGGCCCGAAACCGUUCAGUGCUUUAUAAUCCAACAGCAGCAUUUUAAAGUAAAUUCUAUGACACACAGGAAGCCAGUGCAAAGAUCUGAGAAAUGGGAUCUCUCCUGGUCUUAGUGGGGACUCUAGCAGCAGCUGUCUGAUCUGAGACCUGUAAAGACAGCAUUACAGUAGUCGAGCCCACUGAAAUACACGUAUCGACAAGGAUUUCUAAAUCCGACUGAGACAUAAGUCGUCUAUUCUUGAUAUAUUCUUGAGGUGAUAGUCGGCUGAUUAUGUAAUUGUCUUAAUGCAGCUAUUGAAAUGUAGGUCUGAGUCCACUUCCGGCCUGGUUUGUGGUCUUUAACGUUAGCGACUGAAGCAGAGCACUGACUUUUAAUUUAAAAAAAAUGUAAAAAAACAAUUACUUAAGUUUUAUCUUUGUUUAACUGGACAAAAGUUUGACACUCAGCGCUUGUAUGGGACCGUAGUCACCUGGUGAUAUCAUUACAUAAAUCGGUGUGUCGUCUGCAUGAUUGUAUUAUAUGGUAAGAUAUUUCAUUGUUUUCUAUAAUCUGAGCUAGUGGGAGCAUGUAGAUGUUGAACAGAAGAGAAUUGAGCCUCGGGGAUCUCCGCAUCAUUUUAGUACGCUCAGAUGUGUGAUUACCAAUCGACCCAGAGUAGUCCCUGUCCUUCAAACAGGAUUUAAACCAGUUUAGCUCUGUGCCAGAAAGUCCAACCCUAGUCUCUCUAGUAAUAUGUCUAGACAGACUGGAAACAACUUGUUACUUUUCAUGUACUUUACACAAGUUGUGUUGGAAAAUGAGCUAAAAUGUGUUUGAUGUGAUCAGUGGUUUCUCUAAGUCACCUCCAGGCUUUACAGGAAUGAGGAUUUAUAGGUUGUAUACGUUUCUGUGGGACAAGGCAUGAAAUUUUAAGAUAUUUACUUCAAUUUAAGGAUUUAAAGUACAACAACCUGCAAAAGGGAACUGUUUUAUAUCAAAUACAUUAGAUUAGCACCAUCUAAUUUUGACUCUAAUCACCCAGGUGUCAGGUAUGGUCACUUUUCCAAUCUCAGAAAGACAAAUUAAGAUUUGAUAGAACAGAUCAAACACUCCAAAAAUGUCGUCAUUUUUCCUCUCUCGUGUCUUCUGGCCCGCUUGGUAAACAUGAAGGAGCUAUGUGCAGUUUACUGUUGGUGUGUUACACCAUUUCUGAGUAUUUUCUGGGAAGUUUGGAUGUUUUUAAACAGCAGUCAUUUUUGGAUGCCAACAUGUAAGUUCCUAUGUUCAGCUCUGAUGGAAAGAUUUAUCCAGCUGAGCACGCAGAGGGGAGGGAGCUUUGAGUCAUCUUAUUCAACACUCAAAUCCUCAGCAUUCCUUCUAACUUAGCAUGCUUUAUUUAAAUGCACAAGCUGCUCAUUUAAAUGUCAUUAACAUAUGAUUCAUAAUGGUUCAUUAAGAGGCCAGCCGGCUCUCCAGAGGGGGUUUGGAGUCCCCCAUCCAUGACCUCCCACCCCAGGCUAGAAAUCGCUGUUGCAGGGCAAGUUGGGACAUCCUAACUGAGUCACUGUUUAUCCAGCCUGUCUGUUUAACUCAUUUUCAGUUAAAGAUUUAAAUGCCUCUCUUUGGGUUGAGAAGAGAUCAUGAACCGUUUUUAAAUGCACCGUCAUCGGGCAAACAACCUCCCUGUUUUUAUAUUGUUCCUGAAAAGUUGUUAAAAGAGUUUCUGACUAUACUAUCAUGUAAGCAUCCGCACACAAAUAAUGCAGUAGGGUGCAGCGUGUCUUUCCAAAUCAUUUUCAAGGCUACUUUAGACUGCAUACAUUUAAAAGGGUACAUAAUGUCUCUCUCUGUCUCCCUCCCCCCUUGUUCUUGUUCUCGAUCGCUCAGCUUUGUACCUUAUUCCCGAGCUCUGUGUCCUGCAGUAACUGAAUGUGUUCUCGCCGCAUAUCCUUGCAAUUACUUGCUGCUGUCAAGAGCAAUUCAGCACAUGCAGCAUUCAGCACAAAUCGAUGUUCUUCAAUAGCCUCCGGCGCUAUUUGACUCGGCGGAAAAUCGCAAAUUUGUUCCUCGAGAGUGUACAAUAAACACAGAACAAGACAUUCUGCUCCUUUUUACCUUUAAGCCUAUAUACAGCAUACAGAAUCUGUCUGCUGGGAGUUUGUGGAAACAUGAAUGUCUAUCCAAAGAAAAUUGCCUAUUGGACCAAACUUGUCUUUCUCUUUGUGUUUUCUCAGCUUGAGUGUGAUAGUCUGGACAGAGCUGAUUGAUUCAAGCAAAAAAUAAGUGAGUAAAAUUUGAAAAGUUGCAUUCCAAAAGACGAUAUCCGACAUUUGGAUGAAAUGAAGGCUGACAUACAUCAAUUAAUCUUCCAAUUAUUUUCUCAAUUAAUCAUUUUUUUUUCAGAGAAGAGCGUUUGAUGAGCCCAAAGUGACAUCUUCAAAUUGCUUGUUUUUUCUAACCAACAGUCCAGAACCACAAAGAUGUUUAGUUUAUGAUCAUAUCGGACAAAAAAAGUAGCAGCAAAUAAUCACAUUUGAGAAGCUGGAACCAACAAGUGUUUGGCUUGUUUACUUGAGAAAUGACUUAAAUGAGUAAUUAAUUAUCAAAAUAGUUGCCAUUUAAUGUUCUGUCGAUCGAGUAGCUCUAGUCACAUACAUAAUUUGAAUAUUUAGUAUGUGUAUGCUACAUAACGUGUAGGCUAACAAAAUGUGUUGCAUCAUAUAAUUGAAGCUGAUAUGGAAAAUAUUACUGUCAAAGUUGCACCAAUGUCAUUUUUUUGAAAUAUUAAUUGAUGAACUGCUUCUUUCGCAAAGGAUGUCCUUCACUUUGGAAUGAAACCCUUCGAUAUUGAUGAACUCAGAACUUCUUAAUAAUUUGGUCACAGUUACAAAACACUGAAGAUAUGGCUCAUGAUAUCACCAGAUUAUUAGAAAACAAGAUUGUGCAAAUUGACAGGAAAUGGAAAUUAGCUUAGUAUGUUUACUCACAGCAAAACUAGCAUUCAUGUGGAGUUAUUGGGAUGAUACUGGCAUUGAUUAUUGCAACCCUAGUUUAGAAAGGCUCCAUUUCUGGACUGUUUUGUCUCGAUACCACUGUGUUAUGUUUUAAUUUUUUGAUUGUCUUCCUUAAUAUUUUGGGGGACAACACUGUACAGGUCAAGCUAACUAUUUUAUCAGUUCAUUUCUUUCUCAGCUGAAACUUUUACUAAUGAAAAACACUUCAGGUUUUCUGCCUUUGAGCACUUCUUAGACUAGACGGGCAAAAAGGGGGAUAGAUAUGAUGUGAUCCUUGUACUUGUUACGGUGGUUAUCAGCUGUGUGGUGUCUCUACUUGACACUGGUGCACUUUGUAAAUAGCAGAGCUCCAGGCUAGUUGUGAAACAUUGCAGGUUUGUCAUCCGUUGAGUGUUUUGAUACUCUGUGAUUUAACAUGAGAGAUGAUGGGAAGCUAGAGCCGUAGCGUUCUCUCGGUGUGUUCUCCCUGAGGGGGGGAAACAUUUCAUCGAGCUAAGUAGGGGUUUCCAUCCCACUUCAACACACCCACAUGUAACAAUAAUAAUAAUAAUAAUAGCUCCUAGUUCAUUUCACUCCCUCUCGCCGUCAUUGUUGUUCUUGGUGCUCAUUCAUAAUGUAAAUGACAGAGGAGUUGUUGCUGAAAAUAACUUGCAUACAGGAUUAUCACUACUUCAGCGUUGCUAUCAGGUACUUACUGUAGGUUUUACAGUAUCAGAUGUGCAGGCAGAUUAAACCACCAUUCAUCUCCCUUGUAUGUUGCAAGCCACUGAGUCGCUGCACUGAUGCACUCGGGAUUAAGUGCCUUGCUCCAGGGCACUUCAGCAGUAGAUGUCGAGGGAGAGAAGAGCGCUUCUCAUGCAGUUCCUCGUGCUGAUUUCUACAGCGCAUUUUGGGGCAUUAAAGCCGGCGACUUUCUGGUCGGUUGCUUGAUUCUUUUACCGGUUCGGGCUCCGGCCGCCCCGAUGUCGCUUUGACGUCGAAUGACUCCUGUUCUCACAUCAUCCUCAUCGGGUUACGGCGGUUAUAUAAAAGGACACUUCGCGCUGGUUUUACCAGUUAAGCAGUGAGUUCACCUUGGCUUGUUGAGUGGACUGCAGUACUUAAUGAAAGAGGGCAGUUUGUUGAAUUUUAACAAGGGGGGGUGGUGAGCAGGUAAAACGUUCUUUUCCAUCAUGCUUUGCCUGGGGGGGAAAAAAAGACUUUCCUCCGAUACGUUUAAGUCAUUUGUUCUGUGCUAAAGAGACACCACCCCCCUUUAUCCCUCUGGGAGAAAAGUCUGAAACUGUGUAUAUAUUUACUGAGAUUUACAGAACAGCAGUUUACAAAAGUACAGUGUAUUUCAGCAGAUGUCUGUUUGUGGAAAUGGAAGAAGGGCACUUGAAGAAAACAUACUGCAGUGAUUUAUUGUCGCUUAUUCAUAUUACUUAUGGAACACACAUAAAGACAAAAUAUAUGUACAUGAGACUUUUUAACUCUGUGGUGGACGCUGUCCGUCCACCUCGCUUCUGUUUGAAACGUAUUUAUUCAACUAGGCUCUGUAUUUGUCACAGAGGGGCAAAGGGUCCUCUGAAAUAUUUGCCUCUUGUAUGGUUAUUGUAUGCAGACCUGGGAUAAACUGGCACUGAAACGUACUUCAUUUACGCUGCUGUUAUUGGAUUUGUCUGCCUUGGAGUCCAACCCUGCCACAACUCAAUCCUGGUCACAUUUCUCCUCUUUGGACAUUUCACACCACUUGCUGUGCAUCCACCAUGUAAGCAUUACUUUCAGUUCAAAAGAGGAAGAAAGGAACUCGGUUGCCACCGUGGCAGGCAGAUGAGUUCAGGGAAAAAAAAGAAAUAACUUUAAGAAAUAGAGAGAAGUUACAGUUUAGCGUCGCAGUUUCCUCAGAAGAGGAGCGGAGAAGCUGAUCUCUAAGAGCUCGGUGAUGUCUUCACCUCGGGGUCGUUUUGUCCCAGGUCUGGUGAUGGUCUGGACAACAGUGAGUUGCCUUUAAAGGUAGACUUAGUUAUCUGAUAUCGCCACUCCCAAACAGGGGUGACGCUUGCCAAGGAUGGAACAUCUGCAUUACAGUCAUUUCAGAAAACUAUUAACUUUAAUCACUGAGAAGCAACGUAGUGAUGCAGAUUUGUUGUGUAUGUGUUAUACAAACAUUUGUGGAAGGCAGAGUUGCUGUGGACAUAGAAAAAAUCUUGGUAACACUUUAUUUGAACUGAUAUGUAAUUGUAAAAAAAAAAAAAAAAAACAUUAUAAAGACUAAUGAUACACUUUCAGCUGAUUCCAAUUAAUUGGCAGCGUAACCUUUUACCAAAGCGAUUGUAUUUUACAUAGUGCACAGAAGGUCAUAAGGAAAGCAUAUAAUUCAACAAAUAUGGACAAUUACAAGAAACAGUUUAAAUUGUCAGUUUUUCCAGUCAAUAAAGUUUUAGCAUUUCUUUUAAGAAAGCUGUUUAUGAAUCUACAUUUAAGUUCUAAAUAAUUUCCUGGUUCUUUUCUGUGUGUAGAAAACUGUCCCUAUUUGCCCUUUAAUUAGUACCAAACUACAUCGUUCUUUCCACAAACUGUGAUUAGGAGAUGAUUAAAGGAUAGGUUCACAAUGUUUCAAGUCUCUGUUAAAACAACACUCACAUGCCCAUAUGUACACUGAAGCAGGUUUUACUUGCUGUAAUCAUUCCUGCUGUUCAUACUGGCCUUUAAGAGAUCCCUUCCUAAUGUGCUUCCAGCGUCAGUGAUGGAGGACGAAAUACACAGUCAAAAUCUUCCAAAGUGAGUUAGACAAAUCGAGCGGGGAUCUUCCAAAAUUACAGUCUCUUUGGUACAAAAUUCAGUCGUUUGUGUUACACCCCCUAGGUUCACUGUGUGUCAUUUGCUUUUCGUCAUUUGGUUGAUUAGUACAAUAGCACAAUAUCAACGGGGUCCUAUAUUAUUAUGUAGCCUUGUGGCCAAACCUUUUGUAGAGGGGCCCUGUGUCAAAGAUUAGUCGUAACACCUUUAUUAUUAUUUUAGUUUAUAGCCUGCUCACAUGGUGCAGUUUCAUAAAUAAAGUUGUGUUUCAUCAAGUCACAGAAAACCUGGGGCCAGGUGUAAGAAAACUGGUUGGUUUCUGGGUCUCUGCAAAUAUGAAGAAGCUGCCAUAUAUAGUGCGUUGUUUGCAUUGUACAUGGUGGGAACUUGGAGGAAACAGGGGCCCGACAGCAAAUCUGUUGAUUAACUUAAACUGCCAAAGCAUCAUAAUAACGUCUGCCAUUAUGAACAGCAGGAACGAUUACAGCAAGCAGAACCUGUUUUAAUAUUCAUAUGAGCACCUGACAGACUUGAAAAAAACGUGAACCUUGCGGCACCUGAAAAAGAAAAGUGAAUGCAGUUAUGCUAACAUUUUUUAGGUACAUUUUGCCUUCUGUUAAAGUUUAUUCUUGACUAUCCUCGGUAAGCUACAUCCAAGACCAUGAAUGGCACGAAAAAAUAAAAAGUAACCUAACGCCUUUCAAACUGUCCGCAGGUUUUUAAAAUAAUAAUAAUAAUAAUAAAACUUUAUUUAUAGAGCACUUAUCAAAACAAAGUACAAAGUGCUUCACAACAAGAAAAAUAAAAUAACACAGUGAAUGACGAAAUAUAAAGAAAUAAAACACAAAUGUUGACUGCUUCACAUUAACCGGUCACUCUGAUAUAACUGGCUCUCUGCGUCCACCCACUGAGUUAAAGCUCACAUUUUCUUCCACAAAUUUCAAGUUUUAUUACUAAAAUCACAUUUCACAACUUUUAGUGUAUCAGUUCAAAUUCCAGCUUAAACAGUAGAAACCCAUCUCUGGCAAACGUUGCUGUGAGUUUGAAGUGUGGCUUCGCCUGACUAAGUCUUCCUUUAACUUGCCUGUUGUUGCCUUUAGUUUCUAAUGUUCUCUUUUCUUAAAAAAAAAAAUAUAUACAUAGGUGAAUAAAAACAUAUCAAAGGUAGUCUGGGCAGACUUUUUGAAGUAACAAGAUAUACUGAAGUUCUUUGGAUAGUAUAACAACUACUACUACUACUACUUCUAGAGAGAUUUUAUCAGCUAUAGCUUUAAGAGAGAUUCAAUUCAGUUAGUUUUUCUUAUAAAGAAAAGGAAACGUUUUCUGUAAAUACCUUAUGGUUUUUCUUUGGUUUUGGGUUUUUUGACUAAAUGGGUUGAUUAUAAAAUCAAAAUGGAAAAAAAUCUGACCUUGGCUCACUACUUUACAUGCAAAAUGAUGCACCAUUUUGUUUGUGGAUUAUUUUUUUUUAUAGAGUCUUCAUGUCGUCCUUUCCAGUCGGACAUCAAAUAUCAGCUCAUGUAAAUAGAAAGACCAACAAAAUCUUUUGAAAAGUUUUGUAUUUUUAUUUCUUUCUCUUGUUUAAGAUGAAAGUCGUCAUCCUUUGCACAUAAUAUACCAUUUUUAUGACGAUGCUUAUAUUGGAUAGGCAUGUUUACGUUAAUGACUUGAGAAUAUUCUGUAAUUCAAGUUUUAUUUCUAAUGAGACGAAGUUUAAUUAUUUAAAAUGCUAACAUGACUGGAACAAAAAAAUACUUUUUUUCUAUGUUUGGUUUGGUUUUACUGUCCCACGCCAAUUAUAUACCAAUAACACCAUGUUCUGUUAACAAUGAAAUGUCAAUAAAAGUGAAAACUUCA
This is a messenger RNA of Siniperca chuatsi (mandarin fish), 16819 nucleotides long. It is a transcript of the gene mmp24, whose product is annotated as matrix metallopeptidase 24. Gene Ontology annotation, biological process: extracellular matrix organization; proteolysis; collagen catabolic process. Gene Ontology annotation, cellular component: extracellular matrix. The record is from RefSeq and is a predicted model, not a curated record. The transcript is spliced from 10 exons. Bases 4498 to 6351 code for a protein of 617 amino acids. Lineage: Eukaryota; Metazoa; Chordata; Actinopteri; Centrarchiformes; Sinipercidae. Gene Ontology annotation, molecular function: metalloendopeptidase activity; zinc ion binding.